Molecule: messenger RNA, 3631 nt
Organism: Stegastes partitus (bicolor damselfish)
Lineage: Eukaryota; Metazoa; Chordata; Actinopteri; Pomacentridae
Gene: rpz
Product: rapunzel
Exons: 4
Coding region: 307-990 (227 amino acids)
Source: RefSeq, a predicted model, not a curated record
UGCUGAAUUCACACUUCUUUAAUCCUGGAUGAAGGAGCAGACUGCAGGACUCAUGGCGCACUGACUGGGUGCGUUUACAGCUCAGCUUUUUGUCUGCUUUACAGCUACUGUUGGCCACAUGGAUGGGAUUGCUGGGAAGAAGAAGGAGGCUGUCGAAGUUGGGACUUUGGAGAGGGAGGUGUAGGCAGAUCCACACUGAAAAAGAAAUCAUCCUGAUCAGCAUCUGCAUCCCUGGUUUUGUUUUUCCUGAGUGAGGCAGUGUAAUAUCUGCGUCCUCGUCUUCACGCAGCGAAACAGCAGCUUGCCAUGAUGGAAGAGGAGAUCAGCGAGGACCGGGCCAAGCUGAAGCAGGGCCUGGUCAAAGUGCUCCAGUGUGUGGCCACCAUCUCCUCCGCUGCCGCCGUGGUUAACCCCAUUUUCGGCGUGGCUGGCUCCCUGAUCCGGGUGGUACUGCACCACGUAGACGACGAGGACAUCCGCACCCUGAAGCGUGAGUUCGGCUCGGUGAACCGGGCACUGGAUGAGCUCUCCCAGCAGAACCGCAACACGCUGGUGCAGAUCAAGAAGGAGACGCUGGACGGCCAGUACUGCCGCGUGGAGGAGAACCUCAAAAACCAGUUUAGGAAGUUCAUGGAGAUGGUGGAAGCACGGCCGGAGCACCGCGAGCGCAAGAAGGACGACUUCGAGGAGAGCUACUCCAAUGACUUGGGCGACCAGAACCUACACACGCUCUACGAUGGUGUCGUGGGCAAACCGAAGCUCUUCAGCAGACCCAUCCUGGAGGUGUACAUGAAGCACUCGCAGGGUGACCGGCGCACCAUGGAGCGGCUGUGCACCCGCCUCACCUACUUGUUCUGCAUUGGCCUCAUCGCCCUCAUGGGCUACGCCGCCGUCAUCGGAGACGACGAGGAGGGCCUGAGCGAGGAGUGGGCUGAGAAGAUGGAGCACGUGCAGGAGAAGAUGCAGGAAGCUCUGCGCAGGUGCAAAUGAAGACAAGGGAUGCUCCAUGUCCACAUCCCCACUAUAACUCUGUCUUCUUCCUCCUUUGCUUUUCCUGUCUUGAUAAACACUUUUCAAGCAUCUGCGCUAAAGCCAAAACACUAUUUAUCCAAACUCGCUGCAUAUGUAAGUGAAGCGGUCUUUGAGACACAAGCACCAUGGCACGCAGCUUUAACAUUUAUAGCUAGUGUGGAAGUGUGCUGCAGACAUCCAUAAUUCAGUUUUUCAUUGUCAAAAAGAAUAUUCCAGGUAUUGACAGAUGACGUCUCCUUUACCGUUAAUGUGUUUCUCGUUACAGAUAUUUGCAACUGAAUUCUGACUAGUUGUAUCCCAGUUUCAAUAACUGCUGAUUUAUUGUGAGCUGUCAUAAUUGUAGUUUGAGAUAUCUUUAGGAUAUCUUCAGGAUUUCUACGUCGUCCUUUUUAGAUUCUUAAAUCAAGUUUGAACUGAAUCAUGUUGUAGAAAUCUGCAGCUGAAUUCUCACUAAUCAGAUAUCUUGGAUUAGAGCUUUGACUCGACAAAAUGACGUUGCACGAAGAAAUUCUGUUAAUUUCGACAACAAAAAACAUUAGUUGAUGACAGAUUUUUUUUACGCUGAAAAUUAAACUAUAACUAAUUAAGAACAAAUUUUUCAAGAUGAGAAAAAUGACGUAAAAGUUAACACUUUUAGUCAAUGAAUUAAAACUAAAUGACACUUUUCUAGAUAGAAAAAUUAACAGCAUCUGUGGAAUCAACAUGGCAGCUCCUGAUCAAAAUCAACAUAAAAUUUAUCAGUUGGACCUUUUACCUAGUGGUUCCUGCAAAUAAACAUAUUUAAAAUACUGUGAACAUGCAGGCAGCUGAAGGCAUUUAUAAAAUCCUAGUACAGCUCUAGAUUGACCAUAAGCGCUAUGUUAGUGUUGCUGUCAGAAGGAAGGAGUCAGUUCCAGAGUUUGAAAAUGCUAACCGGAUGUACUCGCUGCAGGGCAUCAAGGAGCUCCUAAUGGUGAAAAUGCAAAAAUGACACUAAAACAUUGUUAAUGAAAACGAGACUAAAGAGCUUUUCGUUUUUGUGACCAAGACUAAUAAAAAUCUAAUGAUUAAAGUCAAACUAGCACACAUUUUUGUCAAUUUAUUUUAAAAAAAAUCUAAAGCAGCUGCUAAAUGAACAAGUGUUCCAAAUGUAAUUGUUAUCACUGCAACUGGAAUUAUCCACAAGUCUCUAAUUCUACACAAACUCAGUUAUUUCCUGCAGAUGCUGACAGUUCAGACCAGUCAUGAUGAUGCUUUGGAUGUCUGCAGCUGCUGUUCUUAAGAGUCCAAACUGAAUCACAGAGCAUCUCUACGUUAGUAAUAUCUGUCAUUUCAGCUAUUAAAUGUUAAAACUGCUUUUUUUCCCUCGCCUGGUUUGUGUUGGUUUCUAAAACUGGCUAAAAUUCACUGACAAAUUCUUGAAGAUACAAAUGUGGUUGUUUUAUCUGAAGCAGAAAGCAAAUUAUUAAUCAGCUGUGGGAUCUCUAUGCUGCACCAACAGCUGAACUACUUUUAGUGAGCACUGUGAGGGAUCUGCAUGCCGUACACAUGAUACUGAUGAUCUGUUUCUGGGUUUUCUUCUUGACUUGUAUCCCCAACUUUAUGCACUUUCUAUUGUAGUUUUAUGGGAAAUAUAUAUAUAUAUAUAUACACAAAUACAACACUACAAGAAAAUCAGCGUGGUGUAAAAAUGCUGGGCAGCCUGACUUAACAAAACCAAGGAGCAUCCCAAAGUUUCAGAACUAUGAAUGUAACUGCAGCCACAUUUGGGCAUUUUCAUUUACUGCAUGCAAUCGUGUGCAAAUUAGUAAAAUACGCAUCACAGAUAUUUUUAUGUUUCUUACGCUGAAUUGAAUUUCAUUUUACACUAAUAUUUCUGAUGCUGCUGCAAAGAGUUCUUUACUUUCUAGGCCAACUUUAGGUUGGAAAAUUGAAAACGCUAAUGAGUACAAAUGAAAUCUUUUGUUGAUGUACAUCUGACAAAAACUAAAAAAAACAACUAAACUUCACCAAUGCCAGAAACAAUCGUAGCCAUGAUGGUUGCAUCUGGAUUCUGUUAAUGUUAACCUGAGCACUUCUGCAGCUCCUUUAUUUUCUCUUUAAUAUGCAAAACGGCUUUUGAGUAAAAGCAGGACAAGUGUGUAACAUGUGCCGAAAAUCAUCUGUGGGGUUCUUUGGUGUGAGUCUUUGUUCGAUGGGUUUUCUUUAACUUAAACCUCUUCAUGCUCCUCCUCCUCCACUGACCAACAGUGCCUCCUCGGUGGUCCAUUACUCUGAUACUAUUUUCCUUACUAUUAAGAGGUUAAAUCAUUUUUGUAAAUGUCUUUUUUUUUCUUCUUUUUUUUUAAGUGAACUGAUUGCAUCAGUAGUGUCAGAUGGGUUUAUUUCAGUGCAUCAGAAAACAUGACACUGCUCUCCUGCUUUCAGUACUAAACGGGUCGCGGCAGCGGCCACUUCUCUUUUUGUUACGACACUAUUCGCUGUCAAUGUGGAGGAAGACUAAGAACCUCUUAUAAGGCUUUUUUGAAAUGUCAUAUAUGUGAAUAUGUUGCCUUUUUUGUUAUGGAUAUUUGAUGCCUGGUUGUAUAUGCGCCACUAUAAAUAAACAUGAGUGAAUGAA